Molecule: messenger RNA, 3107 nt
Organism: Halteromyces radiatus
Lineage: Eukaryota; Fungi; Mucoromycota; Mucoromycetes; Mucorales; Cunninghamellaceae
Exons: 14
Coding region: 46-3024 (992 amino acids)
Molecular function (GO): protein binding
Source: RefSeq, a predicted model, not a curated record
CUCCUAUUCACCCUCUUUCUUUGUUUUUUUUUUUUGUUAUUCAAAAUGAAUAGACGUUUUCAGAAUCUUAAUAAAUAUCGAAACUCCGUUGGAACUAUUUCAAACAAAGAAGUUUGGUAUGCUGAUAUCCCUGUCACCUCCUCAUCAUCUGAUCUUUCCUCCUUAAUUCAAGCAAAUACUUCUUGGCUUGCCAUCAAAUGGGGUAGUGGAUCAAUUGGACUUUUACCUGUGGAUAGACCUGGCAAAAACUGUGCUACUGAAGCUCGAGUAUUUCAUGCGCAUGGAGCUUCUAUAUCGGAUUGGCAUUUUUCUCCCUUUGAUGAUUAUUUAUUAGCUACUGGUGCAGAAGAUUCUAUGAUCAAGCUCUGGCAAAUCCCUGAUAAGGAUGAUACUUUGGACCCUGUUUGUUUAUCUACAUUAACUACUCCUUCAAGACGCAUAGAUAUGAUUCGAUUUCAUCCUACUGCUGACCAGAUUCUCACUACAUUAGGAAACGAUGGCAAAAAAGUAUGCAUUUGGGAUAUUGAAAAAUCAUCAUGUACAAUUGAUUUACUGGAUACUACUCCUAUACACUCCUUCUCUUGGAAAUCAGAUGGAUCACUUUUGGCUACUACUGGAAAAGAUGUUAUGCAGAUUUGGGAUCCAAGGGCACAAGAAAAGCAAAUUCAAGCUGGUAAAGGACAUGAAGGAAUUAAGGGAUCUCGCGUGGUUUGGUUAGGUGAUUCAAAUUAUGUAUUUACAGUGGGAAUGAACAAGAUGCGUAGUCGCCAAUAUGCUGUGUUUGAUUCUCGUGAUGUAUCUAAACCUUUGAUGAUGAAUCCACUGGACACUUCUACUGGAAAUUUAUUACCUCUCUACGAUGAAGACACUGAAACUAUGUAUUUGCUCAGCCGUGGAGAUGCAACCAUCCGUUCAUUACAAUUCAGUGAUCUUGGCACAACUCCUACUGUAGCUGAAAAUAUGGCUUGUGGUACAAACGCUUCUUUACUUGGUGGGACUUUACUUCCGAAAAGAACCUUGGAUGUUAUGCAUACCGAAGUUGCCCGACUUAUUGCUGUUACUGACAAUGCUUUGAUCCCUGUUUCUUAUCAAGUUCCAAGAAAGCAAUACAUCGAUUUUCAUGCCGAUCUCUUCCCUGACACUAAAGGAAAUGUACCUGCUUUAUCAAGUGCUGAAUGGUUUGCUGGAAAAACUGGUAAAGUUGCUACUAUAUCUUUGGAUCCUUCAAGAAAGCAAGCUUCUCCAUCCAUAUCUACCCCUAAUAUCAAGGCCACAUCUGAUAGGACUUCAAACAAACUGACAGAUCAACCAACUCUCACGUCUUCUUGCGCCACCGACGAUCAACAAAAAAAUGGUCAUCUAACCUCACAAACACCAGCAUCAGCUUCUAAUGCUGAAUCGAUAGUGUCAAAUGAUUCAACAAAUGAUCAGCAAAAACUUUCACAUCAUGAAGAAACAAAACCCACUCCUAGCAGCGACUCGAUCAAGAAUGUAAAAGAUCAUCCUAACAUCACGAAUACUACAACCCCAACAACCAACACUUCCAUUGUCACAGAUACUACUGGUAUCACAAAGAAGAAACUACCCAGAUACGGUACCACCAAUACAUCCACCUACAAAUAUAUCAACAGUAAAACGUAUCAUCCAAGCACUCACUAUGACGAUUUGAAAGGACUUGAUAGCAAGCGAAGUAGUACGACAGAAGUGAUUCAAGCUAACGACAAAUUUAUCGCUGUUCCACUUACAGGUCCUGGUGGGCGUAUUGGAGUUAUCUCUACCAUGACUUGCAGAGGUGGUCGUUUACCUAUCCAUAUUCCAAGUGUUCUUACUGGCUCUGAAAUCACUUGUUUUCAAUUUAAUCCAUUUGACCCUUAUAUUCUCACAGUGGCCUCUGAAGAUAGCAAGAUCAGAGUGUUUUAUCUUCCGGAAAAUGGAUUAGAAGAUGAUCUCUCUGAACCCAUGGUUAUUUUACAAGAUCCUCAUAUGGAUAAGAUCAGCCUACUCUCAUACCAUCCUACUUCGAAAAACGUUUUAGCAACAGCAUCACAAGAUCUCCAUCAACCCACCAUUCGAAUUUGGGAUACAACAUCAUCUUCAUCACCAAAAUUGAUCUUACAAGGUGUACAUACUGAACCGAUAUUAGCCAUGGCAUGGCGCCCAGAUGGAAAAGCUAUUGCAACUGUUAGUGCAGACAAACAAUUACGUAUCGUGGAUGCUCGGACUGGCGAAUUGCUUGGUUCAACCCGAAAAGCACAUGAAGGAAACCGUCCAAGUCGUCUUGUUUGGUUGGAUGAUCAUCAAUACUUGGUCAGCGUUGGAUUUGGUCUUGGAUCUAUGCGAGAAAUCCUAUUAUUUGAUACACUGGACAUGUCUGGUACAAUUUUAUCAAAGAAUGCCAUUGAUGUAUCUCCAAGUGUCAUGUCUAUUCACUUUGAUCAUGAUUGUCGAGUACUUUAUGCUGCUGGCAAGGGUGAUCGCAUUAUUCAUUGUUAUGAAUUUGAAAACAACACAGUUUUAACACCAUUGGCUAAAUUGGAAUUUGGAUCAUUACAACAAGGAUUUGCUUUUCUACCCAAACGUUUAUGUAACAUCAAGACAUUAGAAAUCGCCAAGUUUUAUCGAUUGACACCCACCACCAUUGAACCUGUUGGUGUACACGUCCCUCGUGCUAGGCCUGAGUAUUUCCAAGAUGAUGUAUUUAUUCCAACAUUAGAUAUUGAACAUGCAGCUCAAGAAGCAGAAGCUUGGUUCCAAGGAAAAGAUCAUGGAUUACAACGUAUCUCUCUUCAACCGGAUGAUAUGACACCUUUGUCGAAAGCACCUCCUGCAGAACAAGUGAAUCGAUCAAGAGAAAAGUUUGAAUCUGGGAAACGUCAAGUUAGUUUGGAUCAACAACGUCAAGAAACCAUGAAUCGCAUGUUUGCCACCGCGAAAGAUGUCGAUCAAGAGGAUGAACGGCAGCGGCAAAAAGAAAAUCAGCUUGUACUUGAACAAGAUGUGGAUGAAGAUGAAUGGGAUGACUGAAUGGAUUGGUAGAAGAAUUUCAUUUCACUUUGUGUGUACUUUUUUUUUUAUGUUAUUAUUAGAUCUUUUUUUUUUUUUUUUUU